AUGGAUUCCAAAUCGCUUACCAUCGCCACGCCUGACGAACCCUUGAAGCGUGAUGUCCAGAACCCAAUCCUUUUCGAGUGUGCUUGGGAGGUUGCCAACAAAGUUGGAGGCAUAUACACGGUCAUCAAGACCAAGGUCCCCGUGACCAUGCAGACGUACGGUGAUCGUUACACCCUCAUUGGUCCCCUCAUUUAUAAGACGGCUCCUAUGGAGGUUGAAGCGCAAGAGCCCACUGAUCCUGCUCUAGUCGCAACACUUCAGUCCAUGAGAGCACAGGGUGUGAAAUGUCUUUAUGGCCGAUGGCUCAUAGAGGGUGCUCCCCGUGUCCUACUCUUCGAUACGGGCAGCCAAUAUCACCGUCUUGACGAAUGGAAGGCCGAUCUUUGGAAUCUUGCAGGCAUCCCAUCUCCCCCCAAUGAUCACGAGACAAACGAGACCAUCGUGUUUGGUUAUCUCGUAGCAUGGUUUCUCGGUGAGUAUGUUGCACACAAAGCUCAUACAGCUGUAGUCGCCCACUUCCACGAAUGGCAGGCAGGACUUGCCAUCCCCCUCGCCAGAAAACGCCACAUUGAUGUUACCACCGUUUUUACAACACACGCAACCUUGCUCGGCCGCUAUCUCUGCGCUGGAAGCGUCGACUUCUACAAUAACCUUUCCUACUUUGACGUUGACCACGAGGCAGGCAAGCGUGGGAUAUAUCACCGCUACUGCAUCGAACGUGCUGCUGCACACUGCGCGGAUGUCUUCACAACUGUCAGCGGAAUUACUGCAUGGGAGAGUGAGCAUCUUUUGAAGAGAAAACCGGAUGGUGUCCUUCCAAAUGGCUUGAACGUGGUCAAGUUCCAGGCAAUGCAUGAGUUCCAGAAUCUUCACGCGACUUCCAAGGAGAAAAUCAAUGAGUUCAUUCGUGGGCAUUUCUACGGUCACUAUGAUUUCGAUCUUGAAAACACCAUUUAUAUGUUCACAGCUGGUCGGUAUGAGUACCGUAACAAGGGUGUCGAUAUGUUCAUCGAGUCCCUUGCUCGUCUCAAUCACCGCCUACAGCAGAGUCAGAGCAAGAUAACAGUCGUUGCGUUCAUCAUCAUGCCCGCUGCUACCAAUAGUUAUACUGUUGAGGCCCUCAAGGGCCAGGCGGUCAUGAAGCAGCUGCGCGAUACCGUCACCGAAGUACAGGCCCGUGUUGGCGCACGACUGUUCGAACACGCCGCGCGGUUCCACGGUGAGGGUCGCUCAGAGGUCGCGCCAGAGGACCUUUUAAGCACAGAAGACCAAGUCCUAUUGAAACGUCGUAUUUUCGCGCUCAAGCGACACACUCUUCCUCCGAUCGUUACACACAAUAUGGCAGACGACUCGAAUGACCCGAUCCUCAAUCAGCUACGUCGCGUACGUCUUUUCAACACACCGGGGGACCGCGUUAAGGUCAUCUUUCAUCCUGAAUUUCUGAACUCAAAUAACCCAAUACUGGGUCUUGAUUAUGAGGAAUUCGUGCGAGGUUGCCAUCUGGGUGUAUUUCCAAGUUACUACGAACCAUGGGGAUACACCCCCGCGGAGUGCACAGUGAUGGGCAUCCCUAGUGUAACAACAAACCUAUCCGGAUUCGGGUGCUUCAUGGAGGAUUCGAUUCACAAUCCCUCUGAAGAGGGUAUCUACAUCAUCGACAGACGCACCACCUCCAUUGAUGAAAGCGUUAACGCGCUCACGAACUCGAUGUUCGAGUUUGUCAAGAAAACACGGCGCCAGCGGAUCAACCAGCGAAACCGCGUCGAGCGACUCUCGCCACUUCUGGAUUGGAAGAAUAUGGGCCUUGAGUAUGAGAAGGCGCGGAUGCUUGCGCUUCGGAGAGCGUACCCCGAUGCAUUCAUUGGCCUUGACGAGGACAAUGGGGAAGAAGUUGAAUGGGGCUUUGGAGAAUUCCCUGUUUCCGUCCAAGCCAGUCCGAGGCUCAGAAUUUCAGGACUCGCAACACCAGGUGACCUUGGAACACUUACAGAGGAGAUGCAACGCCUGGAAACCAGCGAUUACCGGGGCCAUUGGUCGCGUACAGGGGAAGAUGAAGAGGAUGGCUAUCCCUUCCCACUUGUCAUGAAAGUUCGCUCGCGUGCGUCAUCUGUGAUGUCUGGGGCAAGCACGCCUGGCGGUGGUGCAUUCAAGAGUCUUAGCGAGCACGAUCUUCAAAAGGCGGACGCUGCGCUCAGCCAGGUGAACGGAGUGUCUGCCGCCCCUGCCAUUGCAUAG
This is a messenger RNA of Suillus bovinus, 2235 nucleotides long. RefSeq names its product glycosyltransferase family 3 protein. The record is from RefSeq and is a predicted model, not a curated record. The transcript has 6 exons. Bases 1 to 2235 code for a protein of 744 amino acids. Gene Ontology annotation, biological process: glycogen biosynthetic process. Gene Ontology annotation, cellular component: cytoplasm. Gene Ontology annotation, molecular function: alpha-1,4-glucan glucosyltransferase (UDP-glucose donor) activity. NCBI's taxonomy places the organism in Eukaryota, Fungi, Basidiomycota, Agaricomycetes, Boletales, Suillaceae.